AAGUCUAAUAACUAUUGCAUAUAUGCGUGGUGCAAAUACAAAAAAUAAUAUAUCGUUAUAUAAGACACAUAUAAUUUCGAAUUUUUUCUUUCUCUACAUCAAAAGGAAACAACGGUUGUCUUUUCUGCGUGACCUUGUCCAAUUAUGGUGAUGCAUGGUUUGUAUGAUAUUUGGUUUUUGAUUUUGCCGUAGAAUUUGGUUUUUCUGAAAACUUGGAUGGUGAUUUAUUUAGUCGUUUUUUAAACAAAAAAAAAAUCCAAAAUGGCAACUGCUUAUAUAAAGGGGACAACUCCAAAGCUCAUUAGCAAACCAAAUUCCAAGACAUACUUAUUCUCUAAUCAUUAAUUGAAGAAAAAAUGCAGAAAGCUGUACUUAAAUUGGAUGUUCAUUGUGAAAAAAUCAAGAAAAAAGCUAUGGCGACUGUCGGUUAUAUCUCAGGAGUUGAAUCGGUAGACGUGAAGGAAGGUAAACUAACGGUGACCGGAGAUAUUGAUGCCUUUAUGAUUGUGAAGAAAUUGAAAAAGAUAUGUUAUACCGAGAUUAUCACUGUUGGGCCAGCUAAAGAACCGGAGAAGAAGAAGCCUGAGGAACCAAAACAGGAUCAAAAACCAGUACAAGUGAUUUAUCAAUACCCCUCAUCAUUUCCUCCACCUUACUAUCAUUACGAUGAUAAUCCCAAUGUUUGCCUCAUCUUGUGAAAAAGGUAAAAAUUGCACCAGAACCCAAUUCUACUAUAGCAGUCAUCAGCUUCAUAUAUAGUAGUCAUUUGCUUUAAUAUGUUGUUACUGUAUUACCCCAAAUAUUUCCAGAGAAAUUCUAAAAUAUUGUUUGAAAGAGAGAUACAAAACCUACGUCUUUGAAAGUUAUAUUUUCAACUUCAAAAACCAGAUUUUUUUUUUCACAAAACAAAAGCUUUGGUGUUUCGUUCUAAACAUGAAUUUCAAAAAUCACAAACAAAUUUGAUUAACCAAUUAGCACGUACGGUCCACUUUCGGAACAAACAAUGUUUAUGUACCGGGACACUUAACAAUAUUCCGGUUUACAAACCAUUCAAAUCAGUAGAAAAUUAGUUUCACACCAUCAACAAAAUCAUUUAUUAUCAGCAGCAGAACAAUCUCUAUAAAUAUAUAACAACACCUGAAAACGGGAAUGUUUUGGCUGUAAUCUCUGCGAUCUCAACCAAGGACAAACAAUCUCCACCAAACAACAUAUGCAAAACCAUAGUACCUGAUUUUAAUGUGUUAUUUUAUAAUGAAAUUGAGGUAUUCAAUUCAACCAAUACAUAUCGUUAUUUACCAAACCACAAACAAAUCAAAUAAUCAAUGCCGUCUCCAUUACCGUAACCAAUAUAAUCUCUCUCUAAUUAGUAUAUUAAAAUACAAAGAUUAAAACUAAAUAUAUAUUUAAAAUUAUACAUUAAAAAUGUAAAAUGACACUCUUUGUACAACAAAAAUAGAAUUCUAACAUGACACUCUUUCUGGAAGAGAGAGAUUAGUAAUUAAGUCUACCAAAAUUCAUAUAAAACAAAGUUAUAGUUCAUAUAGUUUUUUUUUUCUCAAACUCCAUACUUUUGAGUAAAACGUUUUAUAAACUGAAGCGAAAAAGUAAUAAUAAAAGUAAUACAUUUAAAUCUAAAUAUCCACAUUUUAAUUCAACACAACUAACAAUAGAAUUUGCCUAUCAUAAUGUAUCAUUUAUACGUGCCAUAUUAUAAUUAAUCUAAAACAAGAACAUCAUAAUAAACUAAUAAUAACUCUGUAAAACAAAUUACAAAAUCAAAGAAAUCCUAAUAAUAUUUCACUUUUUUUGGUUUUCAAUAUUAACUUCGAACAGGAAUUACAAAGUACAAACUACAGCUACUCCUACAAUUAUUUCUAAAUACUCGCUUUCUGGAGAAAGUAUGUAAACAAAAAUAAUACAAAAGAACCUUAGAUACAACCAAAAUAGUAUUCAAGUAUCUAGUGGCAAGUUGAGCUAAAUUUUGUAUUCAAGUGGAUACCUUAUUUUUCUUUUCUUUUUGGCUCAACAUCAAUAUUCAUUAACCCAUAAAAUGCUGAACUACAAAGGUUUAUCUUGGUUCUAGGACCAUGUCAAUCUAUUGAUAAUCACUGUUCAAAUUUUUUUAUUAAACGUACAAAUAAUAUGGUAAAAUAGUUUUACAAAAAUAAUAUAGGUCGCAAUUCAUAUUACGGUUAAAGAUAUAGAUAAAUUUUUGUAUUUGAACUGGGAUUUUAUUCACUGCUCAAUUGAACGUGCUAGAAAACGGCCAUGCUUAGCACUAUAGUGUAUAAUAACUUAGGUACAAUAUUACAUAAUUUAUAAAUGAAAAAAAUUAUAUAGCUACUCUAUCGACCCCUCCUCCAUUGCCUUCCUUUGCAUAGAAUACCAACUUGAAACCAUCAAAGCGUACUUAUUCCUCUUUCAUCAUUGAGAUGAGCUCCUUGAAACUGGAUUCAAAGAUGAUAUUCCGGUGAACAAACCUAGAGAUAUAGUGACUAUGGCCCAUUUCAUCUCUUCAACUUAUGUCAUAAUAACCGUUCUUGCCCUUAGCCUUUGUAGAGAUUUUUCUCCCAUCCACAAUAAUUUGCUCUGGUGAUUUCUUAGGACCCGGCCAAGCGGCUCCAUCAAUAUUUCACUUAAGUUCCAAAACUUUUGGGUUAUUACAUCACUUUCACUUUACGUCCCAAUACAGUUCAUAUAAGAAAAAAAAAGGAUUUUAAUGUUAUUUUAGCAGGUGUUCUUGAAAUUAGUUAAAGACCCAAGAUUUUGAUCACAUUUUACGUCCCGAUACGGUUUUAUUAUCUUGAUCCCAGUUUCCUCACGGUCAACAUGGAGCACAUGUACCACUUGUAGUCUUUGUACGAUUUGGGAUGUAAAAAAUCUCAACCAAGUGAAAAAAAAUUAUUCUUUUAUCCGAAAGAUGACUAACGCGUUGGGAGACUUUUUCAAAAAUUAAUUAUCAUGUGGAUGAAGAAACUAAAACUAAUCUACCUUAAUUUUCUCUCUCAUUAUUUAAAUUCUGAAAUAGGCCAUGAAGAUAAUCCAUUCCAUCUCGUGAUGCUUCGACCCAAAAACUAGUCCAACCUGUUUUUUCUUGUAUAUAAAGAAAAUAAACUAAAGAGGUUAAAUGCAAUGGAAAAAAAGUCUUAUAUAAAAAAAAACACAAAAUCAAUCAAAACUAAAUCAAAAUUGACCAACUAAUUAAUCAUUAAGUGGUGAGUAGCUAUCAAGUAGACAGUUCACCAAGUUUUCUAAUAAAUUUUAAGCAUGGUAUAAUUUCGAUCGACCAAGUAUGAGUGAACAUGUUCCUAAUAAAAUUCAAAUCCAGGAAAAGCGAGUUUCAACUAUAUCUCUGGAUUUUUUACCACUAGAUCACCACACUUGGGUCCUCUAAACUCAAUUUUCAGUUUUGCCAAAAAAAAAGACCUUAAGAUCCCUUAUGUAUUUUAACCCCCAAAUAAAAAAACCUUUUAUAUAUGAGUUUGGCCGAAUUGCUCACCAAACCAACAUCUAUGCCUCAUUUCCUCAUCUGGUUAUAUCUAAUUAUUUGAUUCUUGUCCACUCCAUUUAUAGACCUCUAUUUCUUUUUAAAUAAGAUCCGCCAAAUAAAACAACAAUUUCUAUAUGAAUGACUAAGUCUAAACCAAUGAUUUAACACUUAAAUAAAUAGUCUAACAUAUUAGAAAAAUAACCACAUUUGCUAUCUACGAGCAUACUUCAAUUUAUUCCCAUUUCGGGUCUUUACAUAGGGUCUCGAACAAACAGUCUAUUUAUAAAUGGUUGUGUUUCUAACAAACAAAAUAGAUCUUUAAUCAUUUAUUAACAGACCUUUUAUAAUCUUUUUAUUAAAGUAACAUAAAACAAGAAUCUAAAUAGAGUAUGUUCCGUAUUUAUGUUUUCUUAUAUUUAAAAGGCAAUCUAAGGAGAAACAAUGUAAAUCCAACAUCUUUAAAAUUUGUAAUAAAAAGGAAAACCGUUGUGAGUUCAAUCUCAGUUUUGAUUCUGAUUUUAUUUAUCGUUUUGAUGUAAUACAAAUAUUCUAAGAACAUAAUUUAAUCUAGAGAACUUGCUUGAGAAGUUCUUACGUGAUCGAAUAGGUCAACAAGGUCAACAAAUAAUGUUGUGCGGGUCGUACACGGGACCUUAUGAGUAGUGACACUUCUUCCUGUUGCUUUCGUCGUUGCAUCGUAUCGUACCAUUGAUUUUAUUUUUCAACCAGAUCCUGAUUUAAUAAAUUAAUAGAUAUUGACUCCCUUUACUCUUUAUGUGGUCGUUCGUUAUGCCUUUAUUAUUUUUUAAUAAAUACAAAACUUUUGUGGGUCAUAUAUUAAAUUCCACGUAAAUUCCUCUGAAAUUUCUAAUAUAUAAUAGACAUUUUGGGACUUGCAAUUGUCAUCAAGAAGAUUCGACAUCUCAAUCUAUCUAUCCUCUCAUUCUCUCUCUCUUUAAAAUAUAAUCGGAAAUUUCUGAAGCUUUUCUACAGUUUUCUUGAGCCAUGGCGCAGAAAUCUGUAUUGCAAUUGAGUGUUCACGAGGAAAGAAUCAGACAGAAGGCGUGGGGGACAGUUUCUCAAUUUUCAGGGGUUACUUCGAUAGCAAUGGACAAAACCGGGAAGAUGACGGUGGUUGGAGAAGUUGAUGUAGCGAGAGUCGUGAGGAAGCUAAGGAAGAUAUGUAACGCAGAUAUCGUUUCGGUGGAAGUUGUUAAACCACCUGAGAAAAAGCCUGAACCGGCUAAACCGGCUGCACCUAAACCGGCUGAAGUUAUUGCCGUACCGGUUCAGUGGCACCCGAACCAAUACCAAUACCAAUACACUUCUGCCUAUGCAGAUUCUCACUAUCAGUAUCCAUACGCGAUGUCUAAAGUUGUGGUGGAGGAACCAAACCCUGGUUGUGUGAUUAUGUGAUUUUUUCUAGAUUUGUUUCAAAUAAUGUUAGUUAUGUAUCACUUAAUUUUGAUGGAAGAGUGUGUAUUCUUUUGGGUUACUUGCUGUAAUAUACAUUUCUUGUAUGAUCGCUUAUUUUGAAAAACAAAAUAUCAGUUUCUGUAUGAUAAAUUCAAGCUUUAUACGAACUUUUUUAAUCAUCUAGUAAUAAUAAUUAGUCCUUUUUUCCUCCCGGUUUCAUUCACGUAGA
Thlaspi arvense is the source of this 5135-nucleotide messenger RNA. The record is from the annotation of a GenBank genome assembly. Lineage: Eukaryota; Viridiplantae; Streptophyta; Magnoliopsida; Brassicales; Brassicaceae.